Nilaparvata lugens (brown planthopper) is the source of this 1476-nucleotide messenger RNA. RefSeq lists its product as uncharacterized. The coding region runs from base 133 to 552 and encodes 139 amino acids. NCBI's taxonomy places the organism in Eukaryota, Metazoa, Arthropoda, Insecta, Hemiptera, Delphacidae. The transcript has 2 exons. The record is from RefSeq and is a predicted model, not a curated record.
ACGAGUUUGCAGGUUAUGUUAUGUUUGCUUAUUGAUUUUGUCGCUGUAUUACUAAACGUUUAAAUGCCGCAUUUAUCUUAAAGUGGUCAACAAGAUAAUCUUUCGUAUUUUGUAAUUUUUUAUAAUAGUCCCAUGUCCUCUUACUAUAAACAGGUUUGCAGUAAUUGUUCAGCUACUGAAAGUAAUAAUUGGAAAAAAGUUGAAGAGCUUGGAACAUGGGUAUGCAGCAAUUGCUUUGAUGAUAUUAUUGCAGAGAACGCCUCAAGUGAUGAGGAAGCAACAAGUCAGAUAACAACACGUAACACACCAAGAGUGUCAAGGAAGGCAAGGAUCUGUCCUCCUCAAACAUCAUCCACUCAUCAUGAAACUGCAAGUGGCCGAAGAUCGGUUUUCAAGAAGAAGAUUCCUCACAAAAAUACUAAAAAAACAUUCAUUCGUUUACAUCCAAUGAACUACAAAGCGAUGGUGGGGUUCUGUUCAAAGCUGGAGAUGUUGUGCGGUUUCACAUUAAUAAGCAUGAGUUCCGUUACGCACAGCUUAGAAAAUUUUUGAGAAUUUUUGAAGAAAAAAGAGCAUCUGUUUUGUGGCUUGUGCCUAAAUUUUGUACUGAUUGCUAUCCAGAGACAGACUUCAACCCCUUAGAUUAUGAGGCAGGAAAAGAGGACGAUCUCACUUACAAUUUGGAAGACAUGACUUUUGUUAUGCGUCUACCAACUAACUGCUUCAAAGAAUACUUGCAACGAGUAUAUCGACACGGAAAGAAUAUAUUAAGAUAUUAAGUAACAUUAAAAAAAUGGAGUCAGACCAUAUUUAGUGUUUUUCAGGCGACAACCCCAGGGUAUCCACAGGGCGGGAAAACCGGGAAUUGUAGGUGAGUUUCUUUUGGGCGGAAAACGUAUAGAAUUUUGUUGAAAUACAGGAAUUUGUUUAAACUUCCGUCAAGUAGCUAUGUUGAUAAUUUCAUAUUAAUUCAGGACAGAGUUGAAAUUAAAUUUAGCCGGUAGAUGGGUGGUGUAAAUGUAGUGAUUAUAUGGGCGAUACUGGUUGGUGUAUUGAUGUGGAUUUUUAUCAAUACUAUGCGUUUUUUUGGCACUGUGUAUUGAAAGGUUAUAUCAGAACGAGUAGGGUUUCUUUUGAUAUUCUAUUUAUAUAUUCAUUUGAGGUAUAGUUCCGUAUCUUGUGUAAGUUUUAUCGUUAUUGAAAUUAUCGAUAGUACAUCAAAUUACACAUAUGUUCUGAAGAACCUAAAUUGUUUUGUUUAAUUAUAGUCCAAUCAAUAUAGACAUGAAAAAGGGGGUGUGAUUGCAAUAUAUAUAUUGUUGUUCUGACUUUUUAAAAUUAUACAUAUGUUCUGAAGAACCUAAAUUGUUUUGUUUAAUAAUAGUCCAAUCAAUAUAGACAUGAAAAAGGGGGUGUGAUUGCAAUAUAUAUUGUUGUUCUGACUUUUUAAUAUAUUGUUUGAAUGCGUAAGAGAAG